Molecule: messenger RNA, 580 nt
Organism: Triticum urartu
Lineage: Eukaryota; Viridiplantae; Streptophyta; Magnoliopsida; Poales; Poaceae
Source: RefSeq, a predicted model, not a curated record
UCUCAUUCGACAUCUCUAAUUCCCCUGAACCAAACACGCUGCCCUCAGCCAGCGUCGCGUUUCCAUGGGUGACAAAUUACCGAGCUAUCCCCGAGAUCGCGGCACGGGGCGAAGCUCCUUCUCAACCGAGCAUGGAUCGGCGCGACGGGGCGGGCAAUCGGGGCCGGAGCUACGCGCGCGGCAACGCCCGAGGCCGAGGAUGGCCGGGCCGGUGUGAAGACCGCGGCCGCCCCUCCACACAACCUCCUCCCUCCACCGCCCCCGCCGCCGCGGUCAUCCCCAGCGACGCCCAGCCGAUCGUGGGCACCUGUCCCGACAUGUGCCCGGCUACAGAGAGAGCGCAGAGGGAGCGGCUCCGAGAUCUGGCCGUGUUUGAGCGUGUGAGCAGCGACCCCAUGCGCACGUCCCAUUCCCUCGCCGUCAAGAAGAACUAUCUCCUCUACCGGCACACAGGCAUCAGAUAUACGCCCUCUUCCAGUCUUACGAGAAACGAUGGAUUAUCUUUUGCAUUUACUAAAUUCUUCAGAGUACCCAUUUGAGAUUGUUCAUGAUUUCAUAUUUGAUAGAACAAGGUCUGUGA